AUGCAUUCUUCAAUCCCCUCAGCAGGUCUCCUAGCCUCUCUUUUCAUCCCAUCUGCCUUCUCAAUCCCCUCCAAAUAUCAACACUCAUCCUUCCACCCCAACAACAUCAUCACCCGCGAUGUAGCAAUCAUAGGCGGCGGUUCCUCCGGCACUCAUGCCGCCAUAAGCCUCAAAGACACUGGCAAAAGCCUUAUCGUCGUUGAAAUCAAGGGUCGCCUGGGAGGCCACACAGAAACCUACACCGACCCAGCAACCGGUGUAGCCCAAGACUACGGCGUCCUAAUUUACCACAACGAAAGCACCGUCCUCGACUACUUCGCCCGCUUCGACAUACCCCUAGCCAUCCCAGAAUUCGCCACAAACCGUGCAAACUACGACCUCAGCACCGGUCUCGAAGUCAACAUUAGCGCCCCUUCCCCCGAAGCACUAGGCGCUGGACUUGAGAGAUACGCCGCCUUCCUAGCCCAGUAUCCAGAGCUGAAUAGCGGCAUGUUCCUACCGGACCCCAUCCCAGAAGACCUAACCAUGCCGUUUGGGGACUUCGUCAUCAAAUACGGUAUCGAAGCUACCGUACAGACCAUGUUCAGUACGAACCAAGGUAUCGGCGAUAUUCUCAGCGCACCCGUAGUCGAGAAUGCGCGUGUCAAUGCAUUAGGUCUAGUAGCGCAACUCGCUGCCAACAGUCUCGUCUCCACAGCUCGACGCAACAACAGCGAGCUGUACGGGAAAGCGCAAGCUGAGCUCCUCGACGCUGACAGCUUGUUGCUGUCUUCCGAGGUCGUACAUUCGGUACGGAAAGAGAGUGGCGUUGAACUCGUUGUGGAGACACCCGACGGCGUGAAAUUGAUUUGCGCAAAGAAACUCCUCAUUACCAUUCCUCCAAAAUUGGAUAUCCUCGCUCCCUUCGAUCUACAAAAGCAAGAACGCGACGUCUUCGGUAAACUGAUCAAUGCUGGGUACUACGCCGCUCUGGUCAAGAGUACGGGGCUACCGGAAGAUUUGUUCAUAUACAACUACGCGCCAGACACGCCUUACAAUUUGCCUCCAAUUCCAGGUAUCUAUCUUAUGCAACCAACCGCUAUCCCUGGUGUCAAAGCAAUCUACUACCGUUCUAAAGUGUCAAACUCUACGUAUCCUCUCUCUGAUGACUUUGUCAAAGGGGAAAUCGUUGCUGGUAUCAAGAGACUGCAGAGCGCAAACCCUGACAAAUUCAAAGUUACGGAACCGGAGUUUGUCGUCUACACGUCACAUGUGCCAUUCUACGUGCAAGCUGCAUCCGAGGAUAUACAGGCUGGGCUGUAUGAAAAAAUGAAUGCGUUACAGGGUUUGAGGAGCACGUAUUGGAGUGGAGCGGCGUUUAGGACGCAGGAUAGCAGUGCGUUGUGGCAAUUCAACAAGGAAGUAGUGCUGCCGAUGUUGGUAGAGGGGUUCUGA
Molecule: messenger RNA, 1434 nt
Organism: Alternaria atra
Lineage: Eukaryota; Fungi; Ascomycota; Dothideomycetes; Pleosporales; Pleosporaceae
Exons: 1
Coding region: 1-1434 (477 amino acids)
Source: RefSeq, a predicted model, not a curated record